This is a messenger RNA of Cydia splendana, 4319 nucleotides long. RefSeq lists its product as uncharacterized. NCBI's taxonomy places the organism in Eukaryota, Metazoa, Arthropoda, Insecta, Lepidoptera, Tortricidae. The transcript is spliced from 5 exons. The record is from RefSeq and is a predicted model, not a curated record. Bases 180 to 2921 code for a protein of 913 amino acids.
UUAAUAGCAUCGUGUGAACACCGUGUUGGAAGUUGACAGCUAGUACUGCCAACAUACAGCUGUCAAACAUCAAACAUCUCAAGUUGUGGUUUGAAAUGAAAUCGUUAUAAAACGGAUUACAAACAAAUAUUGAUGUGCACUAAAAAUAAUACGCAAUACUUGAAAACAAAGUAUUAAAUAUGUCUACCAGAUCUGGCAAGAGGCUUCACAAUGCCUCCAUUGAGAAUAUUGAACCUGAAAUUGCUUUAAAAAGUGACAGAAAGACGCGAAGCAAACGUGUUGUAGAUAACAGUGAAAGUCAGGAAGGGAAAACUACUAAGAAACGCCAGAAUUAUGUGAGUUUCCCCUCCGAGGAGGAUACUGCUGAUGUGAACUCGCUGGAAGACGAGGUACAAGUCAAACCCGUCCGCGCCUUGCGGCGGCAAACGCUCAAGGAGCAAAACGCGGCUACCGAGGAGGUGAACACUGCCAUCACUACUAAGAAACAGGUCAGAUCAACUCGACGCACUAAAAAGUUCUCUGAAACCGCCGCAGACGACGUGCCGGACGUUCCUGUAAAUGAGGAAUCCCGUGAAGUUGCUACCGUCACCAAUACUAAGACUAAAGUCAAGAAAAACAAGAAGAAAUCAAAGAAAGACCAACCUGAAGUUAAUGACAAAGAAAAUAAGGUUAAGGCAGGGAAAAAGAAGAAGAAUAAGAAAAAAAAGAGCUCACAAUCUAAUUCAUUAGUUGAGCCGGAAGAGCUCAGUGUAAAGAAGAAGGAUGACAGCAAUGUGUCCACGGACUCCUUCCACAGUGCUGCUGGCAGCCCCCUACACAAGCAUGUCACUCCCCGGCUUAACAACAGCGUUAGUAAACAACCAGGUGACACUGAGACACUCCCUGUACAGAAAGCAAGUGCCAAGAGAAGGUCAAGCAAUAAGAGGGUUUCUGAACAAAAUACUUCAACUAAGACAAUGGAGGUGGAUGAAGUAGAUGCAACAAAAGUAACUGAAAUAUUGACCGUCAGAGCCAGCAAGCGCAGGUCCAGUUUGAAAAUAGUGCCUGACAAAGAUAUCAUGCCAGAUACUGCUGAGAAAGUGGAUUUGAAUGCCACAUUUGAAAAGGAACCUGCAAAGGAGGGUUCUAGUAAAAAGAAAAGAAAAUCCAAUGUAAUGGAAGAAAACAUUGACCCUGUGGUAAUAAAUACAUCAACUAAUUUAGAUGUUCCUAAGACAUCUGAAGUAUUACUUAAUACUACUUUUGAAAAAGAUGACAUGGAAACAGAUGUUAAAGGUAAAAAUAAUAAUAAAUCUGACAAUAAAGAACUGACUAAUGAUGACCAGACAAGCAAAAUCUUAAAUUUAAGUUUUGAGAUAAGGAGAUCUCCCCGAAGAUCUGGAAGUGGAUCUGAAACGGUUGCAGUUUUAAAUGGCACCUUUGAGUUAUCUCCUAAACCUGAGCCGACCAAACAAAAAUCUCUCGACUCCACAUAUGACAAAGAAAGCAAACUUGACACAACAUUUGACAAAACCACUCAGAAACCAAGCUUGGGUUCAAAAUCAUCUCUCAUAACUUCUGAUGACGCCACUAACUCCUCAAUAGUCACACUUGACAAAUCUGAUGACAAUUCAAAAGUCAACAUCACUGAUGAUGACUCCAAAACUGAAAACAUCCUGAACACUACACCGGUCUUGAUAGAGAGCUCAAUGGAGGAAUCAAGAGUAAGUGUUCUAGAAAGUUCACUAAAGGAAAACAAAACUCCGGAAACCAAACCAAAAUCUACAACACCAUUGAAACGGGAAGGCACUUUCACCAAAGACAGUCCGUGCAUGUCUCCUAAGACACCCAACAAGCGACAAACUUUGCCUGCAGCAGGCUGCACGCCUUACCAUUCAGACAGGAAGAGAUCACAGACAAAGAGGACCCUAAACCAGACACAUUCCAUAGAGAAGCCGAGCCGCCGGUCGUCGCUCGCGGAGGUGCCUACUCGGGCUACGCGCGUUAUGUUCUGCAGCCCUGUGAACAGCCCGGGCUUAGCCACGCAAAGGAAGAGCAAGAUCAUCAAGUCGAACCUGAAGGGUUCCAAUAAGAGCUUUGUUUUUGAAGAAAGUGAUUCUGUGCUGUCUUCAGUACCAACACGGCUGGGCCGCAAGCGUUCGUUCACGCAUACAGAUGGGGAGCAGGCUUCAGCUAAACGAACUCGUCUUAACACUGAGAGGUCCCUACCCGCGGCCCGAGCGCGUACUAAUAGCGCUAUGGCAAAACUAUCAAACGCAUCAACCCCGUCCAAGCCCGCCACACCGAGGUCCGAGGUGAAGGCCACCAAGCUGCCCAACUUCGCCGCCCUGCACGCGCGCCGCUUCGAGCGCAUGGAGUCGCUCGACGAGUGCCAGCAGAGGAAGGCCAAGCGGGCCAAGCAGUUACUAGUGCCUACUGGCAGUGUGGCUGUACUUGAAAGAAGCAGCCCUAGAGUGACCCUCGAACCAAAGCCGCGCGACACGCCCGCCAAGACCGCCGCCCCCGCCAAGACUGCCACUCCAACCCCCGCCGUCGCGCUCGCCAAGCCCAAGCUGCCCACACUGGACACCCUCCAGCGCGGAUACACCAGGUUCGGCUUUAAGAUGAACUGCGACGUUAACCCCUUCAGCGUCCCGAAAACUGACAAGCCAAAGGAAAAACCUAAUGGCAUCAAACUGAAUGGCCUUAAAGACCUUAAAGUCAUUAAACCAGUUGUCAGACGCGAGGUGACGCAGCCUUCCCUAGCCGGCACGACAUCGCUCCGCAGGGCCGUCGCUAAGCAAGCUAUAAUGAGGGAAAAAUCCUUCACUCUCACUGAAAAACGAAGUGAGACGAGGAAAGAGGUCAGAACGGUCAUCAAGGGCGUGCGGACUAACAGGCGUUUCGAGCUGCAGAUGAAAUCGAGGAAUCUAAAUGGGUGAUCGGGAAAUGUGCUUUUUCGUUUACUAAAAAUGGGGAGCAACAGUUUUUCUGUAACUAUCUCACACAGUUUGCCAUAAUUCUAAAAUUCUAAAAUUAUUCUGUUGAACGUAAUCAUAUACCUUGCAUUUUAUCUGCUUUAGUCAACGUUGACUGGAAGAGAAUGAUUUAUACUAUUUAAAGCAGUAAUCCCAGGUUGGAAGUCUGCUGGCAAUAAUUUUAAAAGUAAAAUAAGGUAACAAAUAGCCAUUAAGAGUUUCCAGAGUUCAAAGCGAAAGGUCUCUGAUAAGCGUUUCUUUGAAGCCAUAUCACGUACAAAUAUUAAAACUAAGUUCAUUGAAAAGAAAAAGGUUAAUGAAUUAAUGAAAUUAAUUUAUUCCAGAAAACAUUUCCAUCACAAACUAUUUAGACAGUGAAAUUAAGGCGAAUACAGAAAAUAAAUUAAAUAUAAAAUCAUGUCAAUCAGGUUUAAGUUAGUCGCAUUAUAUAUAGAGCGUAAGGCUUAUAAAUGUUCUGUUGCCGAAAAAUAAGCACAAUUUUAUUGUUGUAAUCUAUUUGAAAUGGUGUUAACCGAAUUCAACAAUAUAAUGGUUUCGUCACAUACUUAGAGUGACAAAGGAAGUUUCCUAGAAAAACCGAACAUCGAAUUGAAUGGUAUUGUAAUGGGUGAUUAUAAUCAACAGUAGAAGUUCAAUAAUAGCUAAGCAAUCGAUUCCACAAAUACUGUGCUUAACCUCGUAAGGCCCAAUGUACAUUUUAAUGUACCAUCGGUCCAUCGCCCACACCUUUAACUGUACAUCGGUGGACUUUAUGCCUAUUGUAAUAAGGUCCACCGCUGUACUGUUGGAGUGUUGCUGUUUGUACUCUCUGUUUCAAUCUAAUUAGAACCAUUCAUGUACCAAAUAAAGUAGUAUUUAUUUUGUUUCAUUGAUUUCUCAAACAAACGAAAUUCAUACCAAUUCACUAUACAUAAAGAUUCAAAUUAAAAAUAGGAAAAUUUUGUAUGCUGGGCCUUGCGAGGAUUGGCUAUCUCUUUGCAAUAAGAUUUAAUAAAAGAUGGAUUUAUCAGUUCGGUUAUCCAACCGAAUUAUAACCUAACAACGUAAUAUCCCACCGGAAGAGUCCUGAAAUACCUAAUUUUAUCUAAUUUAGUUGAUUUUUCUCAACAACCUUUUCUAAAAUGUUAAUAUAGUUUUACUUAGUUUUUUAAUUACUUUUACUAAAACUUGUUUUAACGUAUUGUAAAUAUUGUAGGUAUCUAACAGUAUUAACGUAAAGCUAACAGAUAUCAUGUUCAGGCCGAGUGCCAAUGUUUUUCUUUUUGAAAAAUUAUGUUAUGUACCUAAGAUUUAGAAGUAAGUUUGUACGCCUUUUGACAUGGAUUACAAUGGUUUGGAAAA